AUGAUCAAAUACUUGAAGAAGAACAAGUUGUGUAAAUCAGAUCAUGAAAGCCAGUUGCUCCAACAGCCAGUGCAGUCUGCAACUCUGCCUAAUAAAAAUAAUCGAAAAGUUAUUAGAUUUAAUGUAAUCUCAAGGAACAAGCUUGGUGACAGAAACAUGACGAUCCAAGAUCUAAAUUCUCCAUCUCCUUUUAUAGAUCUUGCUACUGCUAAUGAGUCUAACAAGAGCCAACUGUAUGUAAAUCAAGAGCAAAAUUCAAACAUUCUUUCUGGGAAUAGGAAUUAUGUGAAAUCAUGCUCCCCUGCUCCUAUGCAGGUGAGAUACGACGGUUCUGGGAGUCCUCAACAGAGAACUCUAUGAGGAUCUCCUCAAUAUUUUUAUAAAACUAACAUUAAAAACCAUGCCGAUAGCAGGAAUAAUGCAAGUAGGAGUCUUCGUAAUUAUACAAGCAUUAAAAUCGCUAAUAAUAUGAAUAUCAAGACCUCAAGAGUGCUGAGUUAUCAGAAAUAGAAAUAACAGGCCAAAAAGAAUCUUUGCUAAGUUUCUUCCAGAACAACUUGAGCGUAUCAAGGCUCAGUAUUAUGAACAAAGAAAGCUCAAGGAAUCUCUUAUGUUGCCUAAGAUGACCAAGUCUGGGAAUAUGAAUCAGAAAGUGGAGAAUAAUAACCCAAAUUUGGAGAGAUUUCCAAUCCAGACCCAAAGAUGGAACAGUCUCAACAGAUUUCUACAGAAAUAAGUGUAAAAGAGAAAACAACAAUCCCACUUUGAUGGAUAGAAUAGAUCAAUUUGUAGAAAAGCAGCAGGAAAUUAACUGAAUUAAUGCUAUGCAAUCAGAGAGUACUCAAUUUGGAUGCCUAAGGUGGAUGUCUGAGCUAAGGAAUUCAGAUAAAAACAAUGAACCAAUCAGAACACCUACUGGACACUAUUGAAGUACAAGGUUUAGCAGCCCUGAUAAUAGACCUAAAGCAAAACAUAAUUUUGAGAUUUGAGUAAAUCCAAAAAUAAAAGGAAAGGACGGAAGCUUUAGAAAAGCAAAGCAUUUCAUGAAUCUGAAGAGGCGUCUACUCAACUCCAAGUUGCUUCUUAACGCUACUACUCAGCCAAAGUCUUUCGGAGACACUACAAAUCCUCCAGACUCCGAAGGCACAUCUCUAAAUAAAAGAGUCGAUGCUCUGAGUGAAUUCGAGAUCAGGCUCAAUAACUUGAAAGAAGUCAGAGUUGAAGGCAGAAACAAGUUUGAGAUGGAGUUAGAGUCAUGUCUCAAGAUCCCAGAAGACCAGAGAAUGAAGCUGAUUGGUAUUCAAUAA
This is a messenger RNA of Moneuplotes crassus, 1307 nucleotides long. Lineage: Eukaryota; Ciliophora; Spirotrichea; Euplotida; Euplotidae. The record is from the annotation of a GenBank genome assembly.